AUAGGCUAGUUUCGCUUUAUUAUGUUGUCGUUCUGAUGAAUUCAUAGACAAAAUGCCAAAAAUACUGGGCUCAUGCUGGGCUCUGUGACAAAAAGUGACGCAUGUGUGACAUUUGUAUACGUCAAAAGUGUCAACUGUCAGGAGGAUAGGUUGGAUCAUUUGGAUAUUAUCGUUCGGAGUUUUGUUUAUAACUUAAUUAAAAAUGGAAACAGGAAGAAAAGUGGCUAAAAAGCGAGAAAGAAGUGAGAAUUGGUUAAGUGAAGACAAGUAUUUAUUAAUGGAGUUGGUCAGGGAGAGGGUGGCUGUGAUUGAAAACAAAAACACGGACACUAACACUAAUUCCAAAAAGCAGGCAGCGUGGGCAGAUUUGUUAAAUAGUUUUAACAGUAUGUGUAAGGGGAGCAAACGUAUCCUUCCACAGCUAAAAUCACAAUGGGGCAUCAUUAAGAUGCACGAAAAACGAUUAAAAUCAUUAGAGCGGAAGCAAAUCAUUGCUACAGGUGGCGGCCCACCGCCACAGUUGGACCCUCUAAAGAGUGAAGACAUCAGUGCAUGGCUUCCCAAUGAAUUUGUGAUCGACACAAAUGAAUUUGAUUCUGAUCAAAUCAAUCAGGUCAAGGUUGGAGGGCUGUCACCAGAUGAAAUCAUCUUAGAGGUACAUCAGGAGGAUGGAAUUACAGAAGAGGUCCUACCUCAUACUACUCCUCCUACUAAUCAUGAGAUGAGCAAAAUAAAUCAAGAAAAUGAGAACAAGAUCCUACCUAUAACUAAUGAGAAUGACCAGCGGAAAAAAGAAGGAAAUGAGAACAAGGUAAAUAUUGAAUGCUGCCCAAGUACCUACAGGUUAAUCAACUUCACCAAAAAUUCUACGCUGCAGGUGCAGCUUUUUCCACAAUUUUUUCCUUGGCAACCGGUUUCUUCCUUUUUCCAUCCCCUAAACUUGGCAACUGGUUAGUACUUCAUAGCCUUUUUACCACUGAGCACUCAUAAAAAUAAUUAUAUUACAUUAGAACAAUAAAUAACCAAACCUCAACUACAGUAAUUAAAUUACAUACUAUGAGGAUGGUUUUAUCAUGUAUUCAUUAAUUUGUAUUUGAUAAAAAUUUGAAUAUGUAAGUCUUUCCUAUGCCAAUGAGUUGAUUUUAA
This is a messenger RNA of Maniola jurtina (meadow brown), 1146 nucleotides long. RefSeq lists its product as uncharacterized. NCBI's taxonomy places the organism in Eukaryota, Metazoa, Arthropoda, Insecta, Lepidoptera, Nymphalidae. The record is from RefSeq and is a predicted model, not a curated record. The transcript is spliced from 6 exons. Bases 203 to 955 code for a protein of 250 amino acids.